GAAAUCCACCGCCUUCAAUCGCAUAUCGCAUUCCUCCAAAACCAACAGCAUCAUUUGGCAGACUACAAAGUCUGUCUUCACUCGCUCAAGUCACCUAUACGCAGACUUCCCAGUGAAAUCAUGCUCCUUAUCUUUGACUUUGCCUGUGACAUGAAUUACAUCGCUUCAAACAGUCUGCGAACCAUACCUGCGUUAGCCCUCAAGAAUGUAUGUUCGUAUUGGAGGGAUCUUACGCAAUCCUGUCCACAACUAUGGUCCCGCAUGUAUAUAAAAAGGUCGAAAUUUCCUCGUCAUCUUCCAGGACUCCCUAUCUUGAAUCUGUUUCUUGAAUCUUCCCAGCAACAUCCUCUAACACUCAAAGUU
Lentinula edodes (shiitake mushroom) is the source of this 363-nucleotide messenger RNA. RefSeq lists its product as uncharacterized. Gene Ontology annotation, molecular function: protein binding. The transcript has a single exon. The record is from RefSeq and is a predicted model, not a curated record. The annotation marks the transcript as partial. Lineage: Eukaryota; Fungi; Basidiomycota; Agaricomycetes; Agaricales; Omphalotaceae.